GAGGUGCUGUCGAGCUCGCUUCUUUUGAACUUUGGAUAGUGGAAAGUUUUACAAGGAUGCCUAUUUAGGUUUUUGGUUAAUGGGUUAGGGGCCUUUAUUGGGUUAGGCGUCUUCUGUCAUCGAUUUUGGAAUUAAGAAAAGUUAAAAGAAAAAUGCUCAAAAAAUUUUAUUGCCUAUAAUUUAUGAAUAAAUAAUUUUAAAUUUAAUUUUACGUUUUUUUUUAUUUUUUAUUUGAUUUCGAUCAUAAAAUUCAAAUAUAUCUUUGAAAGAGUAAUUUGCUUUGAAUAAAUUUUAUUUUAGAAGGCUUCUAAACCUAAACUUUCCUUUUUUAUCAUGAGUGAUUCUUCAAGAAAUUCAAGUGGUGGACCUGCUAUGCGUCUCUCUUCUUUAACUGUUGGUCAAUUCUGGAAAGCAGUGGAGAAUUUUAGAGAAGGAUUUCAUAUUGAUUAUUUGUCAAUGUAUGGCAAACGGUGGAAGUCGUUACUUAUUUGGAAUGAAAUGUCUUCAAAGGACCCACUUCCUGUGAAUGAAUUUAUGGAAGAGUUUUUGCGUGAUGGGGCGAUUGCUUUUAAUCAGCGAAAACAACGGUCAAAUUAUCUGUAA
Molecule: messenger RNA, 603 nt
Organism: Meloidogyne enterolobii
Lineage: Eukaryota; Metazoa; Nematoda; Chromadorea; Rhabditida; Meloidogynidae
Source: the annotation of a GenBank genome assembly